GAUGAUGAGAUACGUGGUGGGGGUGAUGGUGGUGAUGAUGAGAUACGUGGGGGUGAUGGUGGUGAUGAUGAGAUACGUGGUGGGGGUGAUGGUGGUGAUGAUGAGAGACGUGAGGGUGGUGAUGAGAGGCGGGUGAUGGUGGAGAACGAUGAAGAUGCAGCAACAACAACAACAACCACCACCACCACAACCAUCGCCACCACGAGAAGACGCCGGCGGCUGUGGGAGCAGCAGCAGCAGUGGAGACGAGAGGAGCAGCAGGAGGAGGGGAGACGAGGGGAUGACGGCGGCAAGGAGGACGACGAUGAUGAUGGUGGACACGGAGAGAGCCCCAAGAAGAGAGGCCGUGGGGAGACGCCGCGCCGAGUCGGCGAGGAGGAGGAGGCGGCGGCCAUGGGGAGACACGCGGUGAGGAAGCGGCUCCAGCUCGGGGAGAAAGAGGGCGACGGCGAUGGGGACGGUGAUGCCGGUGCCGUGGACGGUGAUGCCGGUACCGGCGGCGGUGAUGCCGAUGACGCCGGUUACCCGCCGGCACGCACAGCCGGGCUUGGCAAGUCCGUGAAGGAGCAGCUGAACCGCAGGCUGUCUCUGUCUCCCACCUGUGGGGGGCCAAAGGCUUCCCCCAGGGGGGCCCCCCCCACCCCGCAGAAGGGGGGUGGUUUGCAGGUGGCGCAUAAGGCGAACGCGGCGGAGGUGAAACAGUCCCUCGGGACCUGCAGCUCCCUGGCCGAGUUGCAGGAGAAGAUUCGCAGAAUCCAGCAGCAGCAGAAGAAGAAGCAACAGGAGGAGGAGACGCAGCAGCUGUCGGAAGCGGGACGCAAAGCCGAGGGCAACGCCGGGACACUGGGCUCCCAGCGUGGCAGGUGCCUGGACCCUGCGGAGCUGAAGGCGGCGGUGGAGCGAGCGCGCUCGGCCCGGACCCUCGCCUCGCGACUUCUCGACCGCCGCUCGCUCGCCCCUCGUGCUGCCCCCGCCACUCCACCACCUUGCGUCCACCCCCUCCCAACGACGUCGCCGCCGACCCCGCGUGACCCCGCCCUCCACCUCGCCCGUACCACCCCCGAGAGCGGGGAGAACGUGCCGGCGUUUGAACGCUUCCACACGCUCGCCCAGGACGCACCCCCUGGCCUCACGCUGCCACUCAAGAUGACGCUGCUGGCGGAGAUGUUUCGCAGUAUGGACACGGUGGUGGGGAUGCUCUUCAACCGCACGGAGACAGUCACCUUUGCCAAGGUGCAGAGCGCCGUGCACGAGAUGCUGCGCAGGCGCUUUGAGGAGCGCAGUGUUGGGCAGAUCCACGCCGUGUUCCCGGAGGCGUAUCGCUUCCGCCAGGAGAGAGCCGUCGCCGCCUGGAGCCGAUCGGCCCGCCCCGGGGACUACCAGCUCACCAUCGAGCCCCUGCUACCCACGGGUGACACGACGCAGGGGUCGCGACCCCACCUGACAGCGGCUCGACUCCUGGAACGACGUCGCUCGUUCCACCGCCGCUUGCUCGCCAUCGUCAAGAAACAUCACAAGGCCUUCCUGGAGUCGCUGUCACCCCCCAUGGCGGUGCCCGAUGAGCGACUGGCUCGCUGGCACCCGCGCUUCGACGUGGACGCGGUGCCCGACGUGACCCCGGCGCCGCUGCCCCGGCCACCCGAAUCCGAGCGCUGCACCACGGCAGGGGACGCGCUGCGGAUGGGGAGGGGAGGAGGAGGGGGAGGCCUCACGCCCAAGAUGGAGAAAGCGCUGGCGAACGUGGCUCUCAAGUCCUCGGGUGCCACGCCGGGAGAUAGAACGACCGGAGAGACGGAGACACGGGCGGAGGCAACACCGGGACCCGCAGCGACGCUCAGUCCUGCACUCAAGGGGAUCUCGCAGUCACUGAUCGACAGGGUGCGUGCCCGCGAGGCCGCUCGUGCCGCGGCCUCCAUGCAGCGCGACCCCAUGGCGGAGGAGCGAGCGUGCCGCCUGCGGCGCCUGCCGGCGGUGGCGAGGACGCUGCGCGGAGUCUUCCUGGCGGAGCGGCGCCCGGCGCUGCCCAUGGAGCUCGCCUGCUCACGUCUCGUCCAGAGCUGCGGCCUCGGAACCACCGCUGGGGAGAUGGAGCAGCUGGUGCGGCUGCUGGCUGACGUGGCGCCGCGCUGGCUGGGACUGGUGACGACGUCGCGCGGCGACCUCUACGUCAAGCUGCUAGACAAGUCUGCCGACCUCGCCCAGAUCACCACACAGCUGCAGGAGCGAGCACGCCAAGAGCAGCAGCCCUCCCUCUAGCGGGGGGGGCGGUGGCGUGGACACAGAGUCACUCGAAGAAGAAUAAGGAAGUCUCGGAAGUAGAUCUGUGACAUCCGCUUCUGCAGCUCCCGUUGUGUGUGGACACAGAGUCACUCGAAGAAGAAUAAGAAUGGAGUCUCGGACGUAGCUCUGUCAUAUCCGCUUCUGCAGCUCCCGUUGUGUGUGGACACAGAGUCACUCGAAGAAGCAUAAGAAGACGGGCGUCUCGGACGUAGUUCUGUCAUAUCCGCUUCUGCAGCUCCCGUUGUGCGUGGACCCAGAGUCACUCGAAGAAGAAUAAGAAGGGAAUCUCGGACGUAGCUCUGUCAUAUCCGCUUCUGCAGCUCCCGUUGUGUGUGGACACAGAGUCACUCGAAGAAGAAUAAGGAAGUCUCGGAAGUAGAUCUGUGACAUCCGCUUCUGCAGCUCCCGUUGUGUGUGGACAUAGAGUCACUCGAAGAAGAAUAAGAUGAAGGGCGUCUCGGACGUAGCUCUAUCAUAUCCGCUUCUGCAGCUCCCGUUGUGUGUGGACACAGAGUCACUCGAAGAGGAAUAAGAAGAAGGGCGUCUCGGACGUAGCUCUGUCAUAUCCGCUUCUGCAGCUUCCGUUGUGUGUGGACACAGAGUCACUCGAAGAAGAAUAAGAAGAAGGGCGUCUCGGACGUAGCUCUGUCAUAUCCGCUUCUGCAGCGGGUUUACAGGCGAACGUCCGAACCGGUCCCGAGCCCUCACCAGAGGUCGCAACCGGGUACCCGAUACCCGUACCCUACCCGAUACCCGGCUACCCGUACCAGUUUGUGACCCUGGUGCGGCCAGGUUCUGGUACGGGUAGGCCGUGAGUCACUGGUGAGUAACCGUUUGUCACUCAUUUCGGGUAGGGUACGGGUAGCGUACGGGUACCUGUACCCGGUCGGGUACGGGUACGGCCGGGUACGGGUAGCCGUUUGCGACCCUGGUGCGGCCGGGUAUGGGUUACGGGUAAGGAAUCAAAACCCGUUUGCGACCUCUGGCCCUCACUUCCCCGCCGAUGUCGACCCAGCCGCCACGGCGCCGAGGGGAUGUUGACGACCUCGCCCGGUACGCAGGAGGUCUGAGUUCGAUCCCGAACCUGACGCCUGCUGCUGCUGCUGUGUAUGUUGAGUCUGCGUCUCUCUUUCUCUCCCCGUGGUCGUGUGAAUUUUUCUCCCGGUUCCUCCGGUUUUUCCCUCCACAUUUACAAUCGACAACAUCACUCGCUCAUAGUGAUUCGGCUGCUGUUAAUGUCCACUCCAUGAUGAGAAUCCUUGUGCAGUGUCUUCUUGGUUCUUUCGGUAAAGUCACGUAG
Messenger RNA from Lethenteron reissneri (Far Eastern brook lamprey), 3580 nucleotides. It is a transcript of the gene CDT1, whose product is annotated as chromatin licensing and DNA replication factor 1. The record is from RefSeq and is a predicted model, not a curated record. Gene Ontology annotation, molecular function: DNA polymerase binding; DNA binding. Lineage: Eukaryota; Metazoa; Chordata; Hyperoartia; Petromyzontiformes; Petromyzontidae. Gene Ontology annotation, cellular component: nucleus. Gene Ontology annotation, biological process: DNA replication checkpoint signaling; regulation of DNA-templated DNA replication initiation; mitotic cell cycle.